Sesamum indicum (sesame) is the source of this 5654-nucleotide messenger RNA. NCBI's taxonomy places the organism in Eukaryota, Viridiplantae, Streptophyta, Magnoliopsida, Lamiales, Pedaliaceae. The record is from RefSeq and is a predicted model, not a curated record.
UUGGCUGUCGCAACGUUGUCAUCAUGAUUAUUUUACACGAGCCUUUUCGUUUGAUUCUCUUUUGAUGUUUCAAUUUUCUUUCCUCUGCGAUCUCUAUCUUCUUCGUAUCGGUGAGCUCUAAUGGCGUCUUCAAGUUCUGGCAAUUCCAUACCUGCUCCUGAGGCAGUUCAAGUUCUUGUCUCUUCGCUGGCGGAUGACUCUCCCAUCGUCAGAGAAGCAUCGGCUGCUACUCUCAAAGACAUUGCUUCCCUGAACCCACUUCUGGUUCUUGAUUGUUGCUCAACUGUGUCACGUGGUGGCCGAAGGAGAUUUGGGAACAUGGCUGGAUUAUUUCAAGUUAUGUCUGUGGCAAUUCGAGCAUUGGAUAAAGAUGAUGUUGAUCCUCAAUAUAUGGCAAAGCUUGCCAAAAUAGCUGCUGCUGAGAUCAUCUCAACCAAGGAACUUAAUGCUGAUUGGCAAAGGGCUGCAUCCAGUGUACUUGUUGCAUUGGGUUUACAUUUGCCUGACCUUAUGAUGGAGGAAAUAUUUCUUCAUCUCUCUGGAUCAAAUUCAGCACUCCCUGCGAUGGUUCAAAUACUUUCAGAUUUUGCUUCAUCCGACGCUUUGCAGUUCACUCCACGUCUCAAAGGUGUACUUACAAGAGUUUUACCGAUUCUUGGGAGUGUUAAGGACAUCCAUAGACCGGUCUUUGCAAAUGCAUUCAAGUCCUGGUGUCAGGCCUGUUGGCAAUACGGUGUUGAUUACCCACUGACUACAGCUAUUGAUGGUGAUGUCAUGUCUUUUCUAAACUCUGCAUUUGAGCUUCUAUUGAGAGUUUGGGCAACUUCACGAGAUCUCAAGGUCCGGAUAUCUACCGUUGAGGCUUUAGGCCAGAUGGUUGGUCUCGUAACCAGGACUCAAUUGAAGUCGGCUUUACCAAGACUUGUGCCCACUAUUUUGGAAUUGUAUAAGAAAGAUCAAGAUGUUGCCUUUGUGGCUACAUGUAGUCUACACAAUCUCUUGAAUGCUUCCUUACUUUCGGAAAGUGGUCCACCUUUGCUCGACUUUGAGGACCUUACAGUCAUAUUAUCAACACUUCUUCCGGUGGUUUGCAUCCAUAAUGAUAACAAACAGCAUUCAGAUUUUUCAGUAGGACUGAAGACCUACAAUGAAGUUCAACAUUGCUUUCUCACAGUUGGUCAGGUUUACCCGGAAGAUUUGUUUGCGUUCCUUCUCUAUAAAUGCAGGUUAAAAGAAGAACCUAUAACUUUUGGUGCACUUUCUGUCCUAAAGCAUCUUUUACCUAGAUUGUCUGAAGCUUGGCAUGCGAAAAGGCCGUUGCUAAUUGAAGCAGUGAAAAAUUUGUUAGAUGAGAGUAAUUUGGCUGUUCGCAAGGCACUUUCUGAGUUAAUCGUUGUUAUGGCUUCCCACUGUUACUUGGUUGGUUCACCGGGAGAGUUAUUUGUAGAGUACUUGGUACGUAACUGUGCAAUGACAGAUAUGGAUAGGACAGACAUUGAGAGUUCGAAGGAAUAUAUUAGGCCGACCGGCUCCUACAAUCCUUUCUUGCACAGGAAAUCAGAGGUAAAAAUUGGGGGUGUAUGUCCAACAGAAUUACGUGACAUCUGUGAAAAAGGUCUUCUUUUAAUAACCGUCACUAUUCCUGAAAUGGAGCAUGUGCUCUGGCCAUUUUUGUUGAAAAUGAUCGUACCACGAAUUUACACUGGUGCAGUUGCAACGGUUUGCAGAUGCAUCUCAGAAUUAUGCAGACAUAAACAUGCACAAAGUGAUAUGAUUCUUUCUGAUUGUAAAGCCCGUAACGACAUUCCUAAUCCUGAGGAUCUUUUUGCACGUCUUGUGGUGCUUCUCCACAAUCCACUUGCAAGGGAGCAGCUGGUGACUCAAAUUUUAACUGUCUUGUCUCACUUAGCUUCUCUAUUUCCCAAGAAUAUCAUCUUAUUUUGGCAAGAUGAGAUUCCAAAAAUGAAAGCUUAUGUCAGUGAUCCGGAAGACCUAAAGCAAGAUCCGUCGUAUCAAGAGACUUGGGAUGACAUGAUUAUUAAUUUUGUUGCAGAAUCAUUGGAUGUGAUACAGGAUGUUGAUUGGGUGAUUUCUCUAGGAAAUUCUUUUGCUAAACAAUACGAACUUUAUUCGUCUGAUGACGAGCAUUCUGCACUGCUUCACAGGUGCCUUGGCAUUUUGCUUCAGAAAGUACACGACCGAAGCUAUGUCCGUGCUAAGAUUGAUUGGAUGUACAUGCAAGCUAACAUUGCUUUGCCAGUGAAUAGGCUUGGUUUGGCAAAGGCCAUUGGAUUGGUUGCUGCAUCCCACUUGGAUACAGUUCUGGAUAAGCUAAAAGACAUACUUGAUAAUGUCGGUGAUAGCAUCUUCAAAAGGAUUCUGUCAAUUUUUUCUGAUAGAGCUAAAAUGGAAGAAUCUGAUGAUGUUCAUGCUGCUUUGGCUCUAAUGUAUGGUUAUGCUGCAAAAUAUGCUCCAUCAACAGUUAUUGAAGCCAGAAUUGAUGCACUUGUGGGAACUAAUAUGCUUUCACGGCUUCUUAAUGUACGACAUCCUACAGCAAAGCAGGCGGUUAUCACUGCUAUUGAUUUACUAGGUCAGGCUGUAAUUGGUGCGGCUGAAAGUGGCACAUCAUUUCCAUUGAAAAGGAGAGAUAUGCUUCUUGACUACAUAUUGACUUUAAUGGGCCGAGAUGAUGAAGAUGGAUUUUCUGAGUCUAAUCUGGAGCUCCUUCAUACUCAGUGCCUUGCUUUAAGUGCUUGUACUACUUUGGUUUCUGUGGAGCCAAAGUUGACUACUGAAACGAGGAACCUUGUUCUGAAGGCGACUUUAGGAUUUUUUGGUUUACCAAAUGAUCCUCCUGAUGUUAUGAAUGGUCUUAUCCACAAUCUUAUUACUCUUCUCUGUGCAAUCCUUGUUACAAGUGGAGAGGAUGGAAGAAGUCGAGCAGAGCAGCUACUGCAUAUCUUGAGACAGAUAGAUCCAUAUGUUUCUUCCUCGGUUGAAUAUCAGAGGAAAAGAGGUUGCCUUGCUGCUUACGAGAUGCUUCAUAAGUUUCGGACUAUAUGUGUUAGUGGAUACUGCUCGCUUGGCUGCCAAGGAAGUUGUACUCACAACAAACAAAUUGACCGUGCUUCAAAUUGCAAUUUUUCCAAUUUACCAUCUGCAUUUGUAUCCCCAAGUCGUGAUGCUUUGUGCUUAGGGGAGAGGAUCAUGGCAUAUCUUCCACGAUGUGCAGAUACAAAUCCGGAAGUUAGAAAAACCUCUGCUCAGAUUCUUGAUUUAUUUUUCAGCAUAUCUCUUUCAUUACCAAGGUCAGCAAACUCGAGCUCUGGACUCGAUAUUGAAUUGUGUUACGGUGCUUUAUCAGCACUUGAGGAUGUUAUUGCUAUCUUGCGAAGUGAUGCAUCACUUGAUCCAUCAGAGGUAUUCAACAGGAUUGUUUCCUCAGUUUGCAUAUUGUUCACUAAGAAUGAGCUUGUUUCUGCUCUACAUGUUUGCUCAACAGCCAUAUGUGACAAGAUCAGGCAGUCUGCUGAAGGUUCAAUUCAAGCUGUGACUGAGUUCAUUACUAAGAGGGGUAGGGAGCUGAAUGAGGCAGAUAUCUCAAGGACGACACAGUCCUUGCUUUCUGCAGCAGUUCAUGUAACUGAGAAGUACCUACGUCAAGAAACACUGAGUGCUAUCUCUUCUCUUGCUGAGAACACCAGCUCCAGAACUGUUUUUGAUGAAGUGUUGACUGCUGCUGAGAGAGAUAUAUCCACAAAAGAUGUAUCAAGAUUACGUGGUGGCUGGCCAAUACAAGAAGCAUUUCAUGCAUUUUCCCAGCAUGCAGUUCUUUCUUAUUCAUUCCUGGAGCAUGUGAUUUCUAUCCUGAAUCAGACGCCUAUCUUUCAAGGUGAUUAUGGUAAGGGGGAGAACUCCAGCAAUUCUGGGGAGAGCCAUGUAGAAGAUAAUAUGUUGAAUGCUGCUGUCACAGCUCUUACUGCCGUCUUCAGAGGCGGUGGUAAAGUUGGAAAAAGGGCUGUGGAGCAAAAAUAUGGUUCUGUCCUUGCAACUCUUGUGCUUCACUUGGGAACUUGUCAUAGAUUCGCUCUACUGGUUGCAUUUAAUGCAUUCUGUGAAUGUGUUGGUGAUCUGGAGAUGGGAAAGAUUCUGGCUAGAGACAGAGAACAAAGUGAAGAGGAUGCAUGGAUUGGUCUGAUUGGGGACCUGGCUAUGUGCAUUUCCAUAAAAAGGCCAAAGGAGGUGCCUAUGAUUUGUUUGAUUCUUUGUAAAUCAUUGGAUCGACCCACAAGACAUCUGAGGGAAGCUGCAGCUGCUGUGUUGUCAGAGUUUGUGCGGUUUAGUGAUAGUUUUGGUUCUUUGUUGGAGCAGAUGGUUGAAGGAUUAUGUCGGCAUGUUUCUGAUGAUUCUCCAACUGUUAGGCGCCUUUGUUUAAGAGGACUUGUGCAGAUGCCACCAGUCCAUGUUCUCCAGUAUACAACUCAAAUUCUCAGUGUUAUAGUUGCUUUGCUCGACGAUCCAGAUGAAUCAGUUCAACUUACUGCUGUCUCGUGUUUGCUGACGGUUCUUGCAUCCGCUUCCACUGCUGCUGUAGAACCCAUUUUGCUUAACCUCUCAGUUCGGCUUCGUAAUCUGCAAAUAUGCAUGAACACAAAAAUUCGGGCCAAUGCAUUUGCAGCAUUUGGAGCACUAAGCAGCUAUGGUUUUGGGCCACAACGGGAUUCAUUUCUUGAGCAGGUGCAUGUUGCCUUUCCACGACUAGUAUUACAUCUUCAUGAUGAUGAUCCAGGUGUACGACGGGCUUGCCGGAAUGCUUUCAAAUGCAUUGCUCCUUUGUUGGAAGUUGAUGGUAUGGUUGCUCUUGCCAACACACAUAGGUUUAGUUCUGAUCACAGAGGUGACUAUGAAGACUUUCUCAGAGACAUUGCAAGGUUAUUCACUCAGCACAUGUCUUCCAGGGUUGAUACAUACAUGGCAUCCAUAAUACAGGCUUUUGAGGCUCCUUGGCCAGUAAUUCAAGCAAAUGCCAUUUAUUUGUGUAGCAGUGUUAUAUCCUUUUCAAGUGAUCAGCAUAUCUCUGCCUUCUACCACAGCCAGGUUUUUGGAAUGUUGAUUGGAAAGAUAAGUCGCUCAUCAGAUGCAAUUGUAAGAGCAACGGGUUCGUUGGCCCUUGGUUUGCUACUUAAGUCGCCCAAUUCAAGUUCCUGGAAAGUAGCUCGGCUGGAACCCACAGACUCGAUUCUGACAGGACGUGAAAUGGAAUCUUCUAGGAGGUCAUGAUGUAUUGAUACAAGAUGCUGUGAUAUUUUACCAAUUUGCCAUUUCAACACAUGCUGGGAGCUGCACUGCUCCAGUAAUGAAGAUGGUUCUCAGACUUACCAUCUUGGCCUCAGUAUGUGUAGAUGACCGAUAAUCUUUUCUUGCUGUGUAUAUGCAUGUAUCAUGUUGUAUAUUUAUAUGGUGUAAAGCAGUUGGGACAAAGGAAAUUAUGGCCUUGUAAAAUUGGCUGCAAGCAGGUAAUGUAUAUUAGUUGCUUCUUCCACUAUUAUGUGUGAGCUCGUGAGCUAUGGACAUCCGCGCUGUAUAUUAUAGAAAAGCUUUGUUGUACAUCUUACUGAUAAUGAGCUUUAUCAUUUAUGGAACCACUGGAA